This is a messenger RNA of Durusdinium trenchii, 1164 nucleotides long. The record is from the annotation of a GenBank genome assembly. NCBI's taxonomy places the organism in Eukaryota, Dinophyceae, Suessiales, Symbiodiniaceae.
AUGCCUUCCGCGCCCUCCGCGGCGGCCCGACGGUUCGGGCGGGGUCGCCCGCCGGAGAUUUUGCAGACGCUCGUCUCGCUGGGGCCUCACCCAUCGCAAGGGCUGGUCUUUGAUGCUUGCAAGCCGUGCUUGAGGUUUUGGCGCGGCAACCCUAGAGCGGUCACCACCGUUUUAACCGGCUUGGCCAAGCGCGCGUUAUGGGAUGUCUCUGUGAAAGUGAUGCGCUUCCUCCUGGAGUACGAGGUCAGCAUGAAUCACUUCCACGUCACCAGUGUUUUGAGCGCCUGUGAGAAGCGCGGCAAGUGGGACUUGGCUCUGCAGCUGCUCGAAGACACCCAGCGGCACCUGGUGCCAGCAUCAGAAGUCACCUACAACGUCGCCAUGAGUGCGUGCGGAAAAGGUUCUCAAGCGGACCAGGCGCUGGAGCUCCUCCAAACGAUGAAGCUGGAACAGUUGACACCAGAUGAUGUCAGCUACAGUACUGCGAUCAGCGCCUGUUCAUUUGGCGGGCGUUGGGAAAUGGUCUUGACACUGUUGGAUGAGAUGCUGGUGAAGGAUCUCCCCACCAGCAGUUUGACCUAUGGAAGUGUCCUGACCGCCUGCGGCAACGCGAAGCAGUGGCAAAGAGCUUUGGCCAUUUUCAGGAAGAUGGGCGACCGUGUGGAGCAGGUGUGCUACAGCGCCUUAAUCAGCUCCUGCGAGAAAGCCUCGCGUUGGGACAUGGCCAUGCAGAUGCUCGAGGAGAUGUGCGACCUGGCCAUCGAGAUGGACGAGGUUCCCUUGAACAGUGCCAUCAGCGCUUGCACCACGAGUUCUCGCUGGCAGCAAGCCUUGCAGCUGACGCUCCAAAUGGAGGAUUCCCAUGCACCCAACGGCAUCAUUUGGGGCACGGUGGCCGCCGCUUUGCCCGAUCCCUCGAGCCGCGCGCGCUUGGGCCAGUGGCUGCUGCACCACUGGCGGCCAUCGCGGGUGGAGCAGGUCCAAGUGAAGAUGAAGGACUUUAAGGCCGACGACAAUGGGCUGCGAGUGGUGCGUCCACUGGGUGCGGGGCUCUUGGCCUUCUUCAAGCCCAGUGGUGUCAGCACUGAGGCGGUCAAACCAGUGGUGUGCCCAACGGGAAAGCUGGUUCUCGGGCAUUCGACGAGCUGCGACUUGCCCCAGUAG